This is a messenger RNA of Syngnathoides biaculeatus (alligator pipefish), 5902 nucleotides long. RefSeq names its product kit ligand a (gene kitlga). Gene Ontology annotation, cellular component: plasma membrane. Bases 404 to 1219 code for a protein of 271 amino acids. Gene Ontology annotation, biological process: cell adhesion; positive regulation of cell population proliferation. Gene Ontology annotation, molecular function: cytokine activity; stem cell factor receptor binding. The transcript has 10 exons. The record is from RefSeq and is a predicted model, not a curated record. NCBI's taxonomy places the organism in Eukaryota, Metazoa, Chordata, Actinopteri, Syngnathiformes, Syngnathidae.
UCUCUCUCUCUCUCUCUCUCUUUCUCUCUCUCUCCGGGGGUAGUUUGCGCUCCAUAUUCCAAAGCUUUUACGCCCUCCCCGCGCGGAAGCCUCCUGGAUGUACGCGCAAAGCUCCGACGCCUCUUUUGCACGCCGCCUGCAAAACUCACUCACUCUGUCCCUGACUUGAGUCUUCCCACCACGUCCUCCUUCUCCUUUCUUAUUUUUAUUAUUAAUAUAUUUUUUUUACCUAUUAUUUUUAUUUUGAACAUUUUUGUUUUGUUUUGUUUUUGCCUCCUCUUCUCGGAUACUAAUUUUGACGCGUUGGAUAUGUGCACACAAGAUGAUGACAACUCCUUUCCUGCCCGUAGAAGUAAAAUAAAAUAGGCUUUCGCGCACUCGAGCUUGUCCCCUGUCGUUCCAUAUGAAGAAGCCAAAAAUUCGGAUACGCGUCUUUGUCCAUUUACUGCUGCUGAUCGCGCUCAGGGUGCAUUCAAGUAAAUUUGACGUCAACCCAGUGACAGAUGACGUGUCGAGACUCUCAAUUUUGAAACAUAAUAUUCCCAAAGACUACAAAAUUCCUGUACAUUACGUUCCAAAGGAAGAGGGUGGGAUGUGCUGGGUCAAGCUCAACGUCUUCUACCUGGAGGAGAGUUUACAAGACUUAGCGCACAAGUUCGGCAACAUUUCGUCCAACAGAAAAGACAUUAGCAUAUUUAUCCAAAUGCUCCAAGAACUGCGGCUCAACAUGGGCUCCGUGGAGGCCGUGAUGUACGACUUUGAGUGCCACUACCACGAGGAGCGGUGGCCCACGGAGCAGUACUUUGAGUUCGUGUCCACGUUCCUGGCGAGUGCGCAGCACCCAGACGACUCGGACGACUGCGAGCCGCCUCCCUGCCCCAGCACGCCCCGCACGCAAACGCAACAAUAUUUAAAAGAAUUGCCGUCGUCCAGCAAUAAAAGCUCAGAGUGCGACGCGUCCACAGGCUGCCAAACACAUCAUGGAGCGCGUCUGCUUCCGGAGGUUGUGGAGCGAAGUCUCUUGUCUUUACUCUUUAUUCCGUUCCUGGCUCUCAUCCUGCUGCUCGUAUGGAAGCAGCUCAGGUCGCGACGGAGCAGCCAAGAUUUUCCGCAAACUCGCGGGGAAGGCGUCCUCUUCGCGGGAACAGAAGGGAGCGCGCCCCCGCUAGAGGCCCAAAUCACAGAAAAAAACAAGCUGACCGUGAUCGAAACUGUGUAAUGAAGCCAACAACCGCUUGAGUCGGUGAUGAAAAUGACAUUCCAUAGAGAAAAACAAAAGAAACAAAGACUGCUCUCUCUCUCUUCGAUGGGCACCAACUACGACCACCGUAUCCCCCCACGACCACCACCGACCUUUCUACUGUACCGAUACGCUUUCCCCUUUUCGCUUUAAGCCUUUGUUCGUUGAUUGAGGAGCGAGAAAGCAACAAGGAUGUUCUCGUUUAGAAAUCCGCGUCCCCACCCAAUAUUUCUUCUUCCUGCACUUUCUGGCCUUGUCAUAAACUUCAAGCAAAAGGAUGAAAACGCCAGAUUGUAACCACGUCAACGGCACCCCCCCGUCCCCCCAGUUCCCCCAGUUCCCUCCACUCACUGGAUGUCCUCCCUUCUUCCCUUCAAGAUCAUCAUCUCUAUUUUGGUCCCCCUUUGUGGGUCUUGUAUGAUCUAUAUUUAUUUAUUGCCACACAUUCCGCCGAGGAGCUACGCGGGACUGUCGGGUUAAGGCGCGGGUCGGGGAAAAAAAAAAAAAUCACAUGACACAGGGAAACGGAAUACUUUGGCGUACGGUGGAACCUUCAAAACACUUUUGCAAGUGCAAAUAUGGUAUCAUAAAAUGAACGCGUUGAACACUUUUGGCUUUUCAUAACAGCUGGUAAGUCCCCUGUAGAGUGAAAAUAAAUGUCAGGUUCUCCGUCUUUUGCACGUUUGCACCAAUUAUCUUCAGUAUCAUCUAUUUUGAAAAUUAAUUUUACAGGCUCUUUAAGUCAUAUCAUAGCAUAAAAAAAGACGUUAACUUCAUUUUAUAGUUUAAAGCAAUGCCUGUAGGAGAAAAAAAAUGUAAAUAAUCUUUACUGCGUCUAACUGUUGAAACAAUAUGCGGUGUGACGAUAAAGGAACGAGGCUACAGAAGGCAGUUGUAGCGCGAGCGUGGAUGCUAGCGCGCUUUUGGCUUCGUUAUUGUCGCUGCGCAAUCUGCUGUCUUGCUGCUUCUGGACGAGGCGUCGCUAACCUGUUAUAUUCUUCUUCGGUCCUUUGACGCUCGCUCGCUCGCUAGCUGGACUUGGAAUGCCGCUUUGGAGGUUCCACUGUAUUCAAACGCAAGCUAAGCUGAUAUGCUAACUAUGAAAUAAAGGGGUCAGGAACACUCGUUCGCGCCUUUAGCCUAGCAUUAGCCGAAUGAUGUACAUGGUUGAAACAAAAAAAAAAAACACACAAAACACCCUCCUUUUUUCUUUUUUUUUCCCUAUUUUUUGAUAAAAUGUUGCCUUUGAGUCACAAGUAAACGGUCUGACUCCCGUCAAAGCCGAAAAGCUACGUCAAUUAUCGUAGCGGCAGAGGAGGCUAACCGUAUAAAACGUCGACUCUGGGAGGCUGCCGUGGGGCGAACGAACAGCAGACGUCUUCAUCCUUCCAGCCAUCCAUUUGCUUCCACUUCCCCUGGUGCGCCCAAAACGAACGGCGCUCAGAAAAACUCACAAAACACGAGUCGGCGUUUCGGAUUUACGCGCACACGGUACAGAACGCAACGUUUUGGAGGCGAUUUAUGGCCUCAAAAUUGUAAUUCGUGUAAGAGGAUGGAAACAUAUUGCAGUUUAUUCAAAAUUUCAUUUUUUUUUUUAUCCAGAAUUUGUUAAAUGAUUUUAAUUUAAAGGUGGUUCAUGGAAACGACAUUUAAAAAGUUCACCUGACAAUGGCCUAGACAUUAAAUAUUAAUUUCUCUCCCAAAUUUUGAUUCAAAAUGCUAAAAGAAAUAUGUUAAAUAAAUGUAAAAAGAAAAACAAACACAUUAACAUAUAUAUUAAAUGUACGUUGGGUGGCAACCAGCUGAGGGUGUACCCCGCCUCCUGCCCCAUGACAGCUGGGAUUGGCUCCAGCACUCCCCGCGACCCUUGUGAGGAUAAGCGGCUCAGAAAAUGGUAAAAAAAAAAAUUAUAUAUAUACUAAUUACUGAAAUUGUAAAAAAAAAAAAAAAAAAGGAAUUGGGAAAAUUGUCCAUGAUGGUGUCAGGUAUUCUCAAAAUGUUACAAACACAUUACAUACAUAUAUAUAUUUAUUGUAUAUUGUAUUUACUGGUCUCAUUGAACUCAUGUAAAUAAAUAUGAAAUAAAAGUUUAAUUAAAAAAAAAUAUGUUGACAUUUCAUCAAAUUUAACUUAAAUCAUCCAUGAUCAGGUACUGACUCAUUGGCCGUACGAUGGCCCAACUGGUUAGAGCGACAGCCUCACAGUUCUGAGGACCGGGGUUCAAAUCCCGGCUCCGCCCUUGUGGAGUUUGCACAUUCUCCCCAUGCCUGGGUGGGUUUUCUCCGGGCACACCGGUUUCCUCCCACACCCCAAAAACAUGCUAACAGGCUAACUGAAGACUCUAAAUUGCCGCCAGGUGUGAAUGUCAAUGUUUAUUCACACGUGCCCUGCGACUGGCCGGCGACCAGUUCAGGGUGUGCCCUGCCUCUCGCCCAAAAGAUAGCUGGGAUAGGCUUCAGACUGCCCUCGACCUUCGUGAGGACAAGCGCUUGGAAAAAUGGAUGGAUGGAUGGAUUAUAUUUCAUGUUCAAUCAGAAUUUCGAAAAGUUUUGAAAUCAUGAGUCAAAGUCGGUCAUCAAAAGAUGAAACAGUUAUGACUCAUCUACCGUAAUUCCUGGCCUACAGAGCGCACCUCAUUAUAAGCUUCGGCACGCUAGCGCAAAACUCUUUCUGUGUACCGAAGCUUAUAACCAGGUGCGCUAACGCCAGCACGGCGCUGACGCUAACGCCGUGCUAACUCUACCACACUAGCGUUAAACUCUUUCUGUGUACCGAGGCUUAUAACCAGGUGCGCUAACGCCAGCACGGCGCUGACGCUAGCGCCGUGCUAACUCUACCACACUAGCGUUAAACUCUUUCUGUGUACCGAGGCUUCUAACCAGGUGCGCUAACGCCAGCGCAGCAUCACCGCAUUAACCGCAGGCUUGAAAGCGUGUGAAAAAAAGUCACAGCUUGUAGGCCGGAAAUUACAGUACUUUUGACUUGAAUUCAAAAUCAAAUGGAUGCAUUUUCAAUUAUAAAUCAAAUUAUUUUUCACAAAUAAUCACAAUUGAAAUCAAAAUAGAAACAGGCACUGUCAAAGGAGGGUUGAGGCUUCUUUGGAUUUAAGGAACAUCGCUAUUAUGCAUCUCUCAUCAAAAAUUUUUCAUUCCCAUGACAACAGAAUCCUCAAUCAUCACCAAAUGGAUCAAGUUCUCUUUGUGUUUCUGUCCACAUGUAGCCGUGUCACUUUUGUUUGAUUGGACGGACGCUUAACAUGCUCUGAACUCGCGUUUCCUGCUUCAAAUGAUUGUUAUGACCCACCCCUGUUAAAUUUUUUUUUUCUGCAGCAAUUAUGUUUACAGGCUAAUUUAUAUUUCAGCAUAAAAGGGCCAAGAACUUCACAAAAUGUAUAUUUAAGCACUGAUAAGAAUUAAAUGAUCUAGAAAUCAAUUUGACGCGCAACAUAUGCAUGAGGGGUGGAGGGGGGGGGGGUCACCACAAACAAAGCCAUCAGAAUUUUUAAGAAAAUUCCUUGAAUUUCAAACUUUAACAAUGGACCGUUCCGACUGGCGAUCUUCAGCUCUCCCCCCCUUAGCUACAGUUGCCAUGCCCCACAAUCUUCCAAAAUGGCAACUGAACAUAACAGGUUUGAACUGGAUUCUCUAUCGUGUAUAUAAUAUCGGGGUAUGUUUUUUUUCCCAAAUGCGUCAGGGUUGUCCCAGAGAGUUCUACAGAGAGGUCUCAACUAUUUCACGCAAGGAUACGUACACGGAAUUAAGAUUUUGGACGGAGCGUGACGCAAUGUCAGAGUUACAGUCAAACGUUGCCGAUCAACGCAAAAACGUUUGAUGCCUCACAAACUUUUGUUAUUAUUUACUAUUGUUCACAUAUAGUUUUACGUGCGCUCUUCCGCGGACCUUAAUCCAUCGUAGACACUUCGUCAGAUGUGUUUUAGGCUUUGAAAAAUGAAUCAACCGGGCCUCUUGUAAGGUAGCAGGAUAUCUUUCAUCAGAAUUGCGCAUCUGAGGACCAUUUUCUUUGUGACAUUAACUUUUCCAAGCGCCCGCUACUGACAACCAGCAUUGCUUGUGGGACAACAUGGCGGCAGGGGCGUGUCAAGCCAGGGAUUAAGACAAUGCGGCUAUCCGAUUGGCUAUUAUUGUACGAGUGAUUGACAGCUCGGAAAGGUCCAUUGGCCAAUUUGACCCACAGCAAUUUUGUUGUUUUACAUUUUGUACCUUUUUGACGAAUUUUUGUGAACAAGUGAACAAGUUGCAUCCUUUUUUUUGGUCACAUUCAAAACAUACGUUCAUUAACCUUAUAACUGGACCAUAGUACCAGCGACAUACAGUAUGCAUGUUAAACCAGCAUAACACAUUUCAUCCUUUUUUUUUUUUUUCUUUUUUUUAUAUUUUGCCCGGAGUUGUAUACGUCACUAAGGGUCAUUUUGAUCCGAAGCUUAACGGGAGCAUUAAUGAAUAAUCGGUUCUACAGAAAUGUUAUCGUUGUCAAUUAAUGGAUUUCUUGCUCACCUUUGCAAUGUGUUCACAAACUAUUUAGCGCAUUUGUGAUGAUCUUAGCAUCGGAGCUCGUUCAUCCUGGAGUGUUCUGACCACAGAUGCGACUGCUACAGUUCCCUGGUUCCCCCCCCCCCCCCCCCCUCGUCGCGACCGACCUCAC